UCCAUCAUGGACAUUGGGAACCUUGGGGACAUGGAUUCAGGAUGUCCCCAUGUCCCUCUUGUGUCCAUCAUGGACAUUGGGAACCUUGGGGACAUGGAUCCAGGUGUCUCCAUGUCCCUCUUGUGUCCAUCAUGGACAUUGGGAACCUUGGGGACAUGGAUUCAGGAUGUCCCCAUGUCCCUGAUGGACAUUGGGAACCUUGGGGACAUGGAUCCAGGUGUCUCCAUGUCUCUUCUGUGUCCCUCGUGGACACUGGGAGCCCUUGAGGACAUGGAUCCAGGAUGUCCCCAAGAACCUCUGGUGUCCCCAUGUCCCUCAUGGACAUUGGGAACCCUUGGGGACAUGGAUCCAGGUGUCCCCAUGUCCUUCUUGUGUCCCCCAGGGACACUGGGAACCCUCAGGGUCAUGGAUCCAGGAUGUCCCCAAGACCAUCUUGUGUCCCCAUGUCCCUCAUGGACAUUGGGAACCCGUGGGGACAUGGAUCCAGGUGUCUCCGUGUCUCUUCUGUGUCCCUCAUGGACACUGGGAGCCCUCGGGGACAUGGAUCCAAGAUGUCCCCAAGACCAUCUGGUGUCCCCAUGUUCCUUAUGGGAGCCAUUGGGGACAUGGAUCCAAGUGUCUCUGUGUCCUUUCUGUGUCCUCCAGGGACAUUGGGAACCUUUGGGGACAUGGACCUUGGUGUCCCAUGUCCCUUCUGUGUCCCCUAGGGACACUGGGAACCUUGGGGACAUGGAUCCAGGAUGUCCCCAAGACCCUCUGGUGUCCCCAUGUUCCUCAUGGACAUUGGAACCCCUGGGGACAUGGAUCCAAAAUGUCCCCAUGUCCCUUCUGUGUCCCUCAUGGACACUGGAAACCCUUGGGGACAUGGAUCCAGGAUGUCCCCAAGACCUUCUUGUGUCCCCACAUUCUCCUUAAGGACAUGGAUCCAGGUGUCCCCAUGUCCCUCUUGUGUCUUUGUGUCCCUCAUGGACACUGAGAACCCUUGAAGACAUGGACCCAACCCUUGG
Strigops habroptila (Kakapo) is the source of this 1007-nucleotide messenger RNA. RefSeq lists its product as uncharacterized. Bases 7 to 915 code for a protein of 302 amino acids. Lineage: Eukaryota; Metazoa; Chordata; Aves; Psittaciformes; Psittacidae. The transcript is spliced from 2 exons. The record is from RefSeq and is a predicted model, not a curated record.